AUGGCGGCCGGAGGCGAGCUGCAGCUGCUGGGCUCGUGGUACAGCCCCUACGUGAUCCGCGCCAAGGUGGCGCUGGGGCUGAAGGGGCUCAGCUACGAGUACAUCGAGGAGGACCUCUUCAGCAAGAGCGACCUCCUGCUGAAGCUCAACCCGGUGCACAAGAAGGUGCCCGUCCUCAUCCACGACGGCCGCCCGUUCUUCCUGGCGUGGAGGCAACUGUUCUGGUCGACGACGGCGGAGAAGAUAGCAGAGGCGUUCGCCGGCAUCGUCCCCGUGUUAGAGACAUUGGAGCGAGCGUUCAGGGAGUGCUCCAAGGGGAAACCCUUCUUCGGCGAAGACGCCGUCGGGCUCGUGGACAUAGCGCUCGGGAGCUUCGUGCUGUGGAUCAAGGUGGUGGACGAGGUGGCCGGUGUGAACCUUCUGGACGAGGCCAAGUUCCCGGCCCUGGCGGCGUGGGCGGAGCGCUUCCUGGCGGUGGACGCCGUGAAGGAGGCCAUACCGGACGGCGGGAGGCUCUUGGAGCACUACAAGGCGUUUCUGGCUAAAUGGGCUUCACCUGCUGCACCAGCUGGUUACUGA
Molecule: messenger RNA, 579 nt
Organism: Miscanthus lutarioriparius
Lineage: Eukaryota; Viridiplantae; Streptophyta; Magnoliopsida; Poales; Poaceae
Source: the annotation of a GenBank genome assembly